Suricata suricatta (meerkat) is the source of this 1042-nucleotide messenger RNA. RefSeq lists its product as uncharacterized. Bases 89 to 715 code for a protein of 208 amino acids. NCBI's taxonomy places the organism in Eukaryota, Metazoa, Chordata, Mammalia, Carnivora, Herpestidae. The record is from RefSeq and is a predicted model, not a curated record. The transcript has 5 exons.
CAUCAAAGUCCAAAGAUGGUGGAUUGAAUUAUCCAAGGAUUCAUAGAAAGAACUGGAACUAGGAUCCACAUUUUUGAUUUCUGGAUCUAUGCUUUAUCUAAGAGCUUUGUACAUAAUGGCCCAACUUUAUCUAUCUAUCUAUCUAUCUAUCUAUCUAUCUAUUUAUUUAUUUUCCUCUGCUUACUGUUCACCUCCCUCUGGAAAUGCCUUGUGUGAACGCUGGAGUGAACUGAAAGAUGAGAGUCACUGGCUAAGCGAGGGGGCAGGCGGUUGGCUUGUGCCAGCAAGAUCCAUGGGAAGCAGGUAUUUGUUGAGUACCUACUAUGUGCCCGGCAUUUGGGGAUACAUAAGUGAACAAAAUCAUCAGGGAUACCUGCCUUCAAGGAAUGUCCAUGCUAACAGGAGAGACCAAAGGGCAGAGGAAACCUACCCUGGUCAGUGGUUACUUCACUUCUCAAGAUUCAAAUCUGCUGAGAGCCUGAUGUCAUGGAGAGGAUGCCAGGGGCCAGGAGGAGGUCCAUCUUGCUGUUUGCUGCGUCUCCAGUGUCGGAACAAUGGCUGGAGCUGGUCAAUAGGAGAUGAACAGAUAUUUGUGUGUGAACGAAUGGCAUUUCAGCCUCCUCUCUCCCAGGCCUGGAUUCCGGCCUCCAUCUCCAUGCCCAGAGGAAGCUCCAAGCCCAUGCAGCCCUCUCUUACUCAUGCCAGAAGUGAUUAAAGCAGAGUAAAGAUCUUUAUACAAGGGAAUACAACUCAACAACGAAAAAGACCAAACUACCCCUUCAUUCAACUGUAUGAACCAGUGUCACAAGCAAAAUGUUGGGUAAAAAGAUGCCAGAUACAAAAGAGUGUGUCCUGAUUCCACUUACAUGGAACUAUCUAUGGUGACAGAAGUCAGAGGAGUAGCUCAGUCUGGAGCUUGAUGUCACCCUGGAAGGGACAUGAGGGAGCCUCCUGGAAACAUUCUAUAGUUGCUCUAGGUGUGUGUGUGGACGGGUACAUGUUUGUACAUAUCUGUAAAAUUCAUCAAACUGUCUCCUUAAGA